Acanthosepion pharaonis is the source of this 618-nucleotide messenger RNA. The record is from the annotation of a GenBank genome assembly. NCBI's taxonomy places the organism in Eukaryota, Metazoa, Mollusca, Cephalopoda, Sepiida, Sepiidae.
AUGAACAUGCGCCUUCGAGACUUUACGAGACUUAAAAAGAGAGACGUCUCUUCCUACUGUGAUCACGUCUCUCUCGCCAUUAUUAUAUUACUACGCUUGUUUCAGGAGAUCGAUCCCCAUUUCUUUCGUAUCUAUUCUUAUCUAAUUAUCGAUCACCGUCUUUUUUAUGUAGCAAUGUUUCUCUCUCUCUCUCUCUUUACUUCCCUCCUCAUUUCCUUGCUUCCUCUCUGUCUCCCCUCUGUCUCCCCCUCCCUCUCUCUAAGCCAAACUAUCUAUCUAUCUAUCUAUCUAUCUAUCUAUCUAUCUAUCUAUUUCAGUCGGUUCAUAAUCUUGCUAUCUCAUUCUUUUUCCUUCCCAGUCUGUUCAUCUAUCUUAUUAUUUUGCUUCCUUUCUUUCUCUUUCUAUUUACCUAUUUUAAUCCGUCUCUCUUUCUCUCUCUCUCUCUCUCUCUCUGUUUCAUUAUCUAUCUAUAAAAUAUUCUGUUCAUUCAUUCAUUCAUUCAUUCAUUCAUUCAUCCAUCUAUCUGAUUUUGUUUUUAUCUAUCUAUCUAUCUAUCUAUCUAUCUAUCUAUCUAUCUAUCUAUCUAUCUAUCUAUAUAUAUCAUUGUCUUUCUAUUGA